Molecule: messenger RNA, 1041 nt
Organism: Sinocyclocheilus rhinocerous
Lineage: Eukaryota; Metazoa; Chordata; Actinopteri; Cypriniformes; Cyprinidae
Product: coiled-coil domain-containing protein 17-like
Exons: 7
Coding region: 1-1041 (346 amino acids)
Source: RefSeq, a predicted model, not a curated record
AUGAAGUCUCCUCACAGACUGCUGGACACUGAUGUUCUUGCUGUGGAGCAGGAGAACCAAAGGCUUGAGGAGGAAAUCUUCAGAAUCCAGCAGGCCAGGGAGAAGAACAAAGGAGAGCACGGGCUUAUUGAUAUCCAGAAAGACCACAUCCAUCAAAUGGCUAGCCUUCAAGCCGAGAUCGCAUUUUUAAGGAGAGAAAUAGAGAAGGGCAGAGAGAGAAGACCACACCAUCCUCAAGCUCCUCUGCCUGUUUUUCCUGGAUCUUCUAUGGCCAUAAUACACCCUGCUCUGCCACUGGAUCAGAGUUCAAAACAGCAUUCAUUAAUGGGCUCCCAUGUAACUGAUCCGAUGGCAACUCUCAGUCCUGCUCCUUAUGAUCCUGUGGCUGGCUUUGUGAUCUUCUAUGACCUGGUGAUGGGUGUUGAAGAUGCCUUGAGAUCAGUGCGUUUAUUGCCAGGGUUAUAUUUUAAUGGACAGAAGUUGGGACAGACCACCCCAAUGCCACCUGUGCAGUGCCAGCCUGCAGGACCAUUACUGUCCACCAAGAGUCCUGGAAAUUAUGCCAUACUGGCUGUUAAGCAAUCUGUGCCAAGAGUACAGCCAUCUCCAGAUCUCUCUUUGGUCAUAGAGAUACAGACUUCUAAAGGUCUGGAUUUGUUCAACCAUGAAACUGAGGGCUUGGUGACUUGUAGCUGGGCUAAGCUUGAUCUCUUUGACCAGCACAACCAGGUUCACAGUGGUCACUGGAGGCUUCCCUUCCGCUCUCUCCCAGUUCAAGCAUCCUUAAGUCCAGGUCAACUGAAUUCUGUGCCACAAAUGGGUAACAUGGAACUUGGUCUUCGUGUAGCAAAUGCUUGUGAUGGUGAUGUACAGACCCUUGAAAAGAUUGACCCCAACAACACCAACCAAUACAAGUACAUAUCCACGGUGGUCUCAAACACAAUCCUGGCAAACCAAGAACAAUGUAAUACAUUGCAACCCUCAUCCAAUCCAUUACCUUCAUCACUGCCACAGACAGAUCAUGUGGAAGAGGCCAGUUAG